Saccostrea cuccullata (small rock oyster) is the source of this 608-nucleotide messenger RNA. RefSeq names its product unhealthy ribosome biogenesis protein 2 homolog. The transcript has 4 exons. The record is from RefSeq and is a predicted model, not a curated record. Lineage: Eukaryota; Metazoa; Mollusca; Bivalvia; Ostreida; Ostreidae. The annotation marks the transcript as partial.
GAGAAAGCGCUGACGGGAUUCCACCUGUUUGUCCACAUCUGUCAUCUCAUCGGGAUCAGUGAUUCCAGUGUGGAGCUGGGAGGAUCGUUAGAUCAACAGGAAGUGGUGGCUGUGUUAUCUCCCCUGUUGAGAAGUUUACUGAAGCAUGACAUUUACAGUCAACCCCAGGAUGCCUCAGAUGGCAACAUCCAAUACAAGUUCUACGGCCAUAUUCUGAUUCAUGUUUUACAAAGCAAACAGUCUUCAUUGUUUUAUGCCUGUUUGGAGAGCUUAUUUGGGAAAUUUAAAUCAUGCUAUUCUAGAGACUAAGAUGUCAGAAGUAUUUAUAACAGGCUGGUUUGAGGUGCUGAAUAGGGACUUACUGACUUCCUUGGAUAGCUUUCUAGCCAAAUUACUUCAGACUUACUCCAAACUGAGGCAGGUUCCUAAGCUGCUGAGUUUAUUGUUGACUGCUGUCAGAGGGGCGGGGUUUUCUCAGGAUCCAGUGUUCUCCAGGGGACUGCUCUACGGAGAGGUUGUGGAGCAGUUACCCCAAGCUGUUAUCACAGAAGUUUGGGGACUCCUUCUGAAAGAAAUUUCUGAAUUGCUGCUUGGUCUGCAGACAGAAG